AUGACCGCUCCUGCUGCAACGCCAACAACUGCGGAUGAGCUCCACGAGGACGAGCUUCAAGAAGAGGACCCCAAUGUCUCAACAAAGCCUUUUGUCGAGCAACGCGCUUUUGGACGUGGCCUCUGGAAGAAUCCAAUCAAGUUUGUGUCUUCAGCCCCAGAAGUUCAACCAACGACGACAUCCACAAACCGCAAGACUAUGGCGGAGAAGUACCUCGCGAUAAUGUUCCCGAAUGGCCAGCCACAGCCAGAACCCGACGCCUUCCCUCGAUGCGGCAUAUGUGGUGAGCCUGUCAAAGAGACGGACCAGCGAAUACACUACCUGAGCCCUGCACACCAAGCAGCACUACCACGAGCGCCCAUACCCUCCGCAAUUGAUCGAACGAGAAUGGGACUCAAGUAUAUGGAGAAGCACGGCUACGAUGUCGAUGCACGGCAAGGCUUGGGCACCAGUGGCCAGGGCAUGCUCUUUCCGCUGGUACCCAAGGAGAAGCGAGACAAGCUAGGCUUGGGAAUAGACAAGAAAGAGCACACCCAAAGAAAGGCAUUGGGUGGCGCAAGCCGCGCAGACGUCAGGGAAGGCAGGCUUGACGCUGGCAAGGUGAGGAAAUUGGCACAAGCCCAGAAGAAGAGAGACGACAAGCUGCAAAGGAUGUUCUACGGCAACGACGAGGUUGAGAAGUAUUUGGGACAGCUAGGCGGCUGA
This is a messenger RNA of Alternaria burnsii, 705 nucleotides long. RefSeq lists its product as uncharacterized. NCBI's taxonomy places the organism in Eukaryota, Fungi, Ascomycota, Dothideomycetes, Pleosporales, Pleosporaceae. The record is from RefSeq and is a predicted model, not a curated record. Bases 1 to 705 code for a protein of 234 amino acids. The transcript has a single exon. Gene Ontology annotation, molecular function: nucleic acid binding.